AUGUACAACCUCAAGAGCCUUCCGGCACUGCUAUGCCUCGUGCUGGCUGUCACUCCCGUCCUGUCUGCACCUGUCGCUUCUGGAGAUGGAGCCGUUGUGCGAAGGCAGAGCCACCAUUUCAAUACCAACACCCAGUCCGGCUCUAACAUGGGAUUCUCUAUCCCUGAUGGUCCAUCCUACAACUCUGGCCAAUUCGCCUCCAACGCUUAUCGUGAAGACCGUGGGGGCGAUGAUGAUGAUGAGGGCUCAAGCGAGUCCAGCAACACCAACGCAGGGAACUCGAUGAAUAUCGGCAUCCCGGGUGGUCCCAGCGUCAACUUGGGCAACUACUUCAGUAACAACUAUGAGGAAUCUGAAGAGCCACGGCGAAAGCCCUCGACUACUUCCACUACCACUAUUCCAGAGUCUACAACGGCCCCUCCACCUCCGCCAGUCAACCCUCCUAUUGAGACUUCUGUUCCUGCCCCUCCUGCCCCUCCUACAACUACCACCACUACCCAGCCCCCUCCUCCUCCCCCUACAACCACUGCUCCCCCUGCUCCUCCUACCACUACUGCUCCUCCUGCUCCUCCAACCACUACUCCACCAGCUCCUCCUACAACUACUGCUCCUCCUGCUCCUCCAACCACUACUCCCCCAGCUGCUCCCCCUACCACUGCUCCUCCAGCACCCCCAGCUCCGUCUACCCCCUCCGAGCCGGCUCCUCCUGCUGAGACCGAAGAACCUGAAGAGCCAGUGCAAGAAUGCCCAGCACCAGAGCCAGAGCCACAGCCUGAGCCUGAGCAAUCUCCUGAGCCUCCAGCUGAACAUGAACCUUCCCCUGAACCGGAAUCAUCUCCUGCCCCCGAGCCUACCCCUGCACCUCAGCCCAACCCUACACCAAGCCCUCAACCAGAGCCCCAGCCAGAGCCCCAACCUGAGCCCCAACCUGAGCCCCAACCUGACCACGAGCCUGCAUCCGAGCCUGCAUCCGAGCCCAGAAUCAUACCCACUCCUUCCCCAGCUGCUCCAGCAUUGCCUGCAUACACCUGUCAAUGCCCUGCUUGA
Molecule: messenger RNA, 1047 nt
Organism: Aspergillus vadensis CBS 113365
Lineage: Eukaryota; Fungi; Ascomycota; Eurotiomycetes; Eurotiales; Aspergillaceae
Product: putative cell wall protein
Exons: 2
Coding region: 1-1047 (348 amino acids)
Source: RefSeq, a predicted model, not a curated record